GCAGAAGCCCCAGGCGCCGGAGCCCCCGCCGCCGCCGUGCCUGGAAGCAGGAGCGGGUGCAGGAUCCCCGGAGGCGCCGGCCGAGCCCGACCGCGACGGCCCUAGAGAGGACGACGAGCUCCAACUGGCGCCCGUCCCCCAGGUAGGAGCGAGAGAGGCGAGUCUGGCUGCUUGGGCACUUUCACACCCCGGAACGGAGCUGGGACGGGCUUGGGGGUGGAUCAUCCUUAUCCGGCCGGAGUCAGAGCCUUACUCCUUAGGACCAGGGCUGAGGCUUUCUCCCCCAAGUUGGGAGUGGAGCCAGCACCCUUAUGUCCAAAGCUGAGGCACGGCCCGACCUGUCCUGAGGCCAGGCUGCCUACUCUCUCCCACCGCCUCCGGGAAACGUUCUGGUCGCACACCCACUGGGACUGCGCUUGGAUCCUGGGGCCACAGCUCAGCCCUGUGCCCUUCAUCUCCCCUGGGCCCACAUGCUCCCCCACUCAUAGGCUACCUCGGGGCGCUGGGACCUGGAAGGCUGCAGCCUCUUCCCUCUCCCCCUGGGAGCGGCUCCACCCCUUCCCCUCGCUGCCCCCUCGGCAGCUGUGCUCCCAGCAUAUGUCUCCCGAGGCCUCCCUCCUCUCCUUGCCCAGCAGAGCAGUUGCAGCCGACAGCCAGGCUGCCCAGAAGACUGUUUGGUGGGCCUCCUGCACAGAGGUGGCAACCCAGCAAAGCUGCUCUCUCCCCCUAUACCCGCUCCCCCGCCCCGCCCCGCCCCGACCCCCAAGGCGGUCCACCCAGACCCUUGGAUCCCUGGGUUUGGCGAUCCUGCUAAGAGUGAGCAGGAGGAGGAUUCUCCAAGGCUUCCAGCUUGCCACCUGGAAGAAGGUCACUUUCUUUUGAGCAAAGGAAAUAAUAGGAGGUACCCUGCCAGUGUUCACUGUGAAGCUGGGGCGGCGUGAGCCACAGUUGCUCUGGGAGGGUUAUGGCACCUGGGGCUGGGUGGCUCUCCCUAAGCUUGCUCUGACAAAAGAGUUUUGAGUUGGUUUUUUGGCUGAGCCUGCCAAGAAAGGCAGGCUCCUGCAGGAGUCUUGGAGGGUCGGAUGCAGCGCCGGAUGAGGAUGAGGCGUGGCGGAAGAUGCGUUUGGCUCUGCAGACACUGCAUCGGGCAGCAGGGGACUCUGGGAGGCUGGUGCAGCCAGAAGGCAUGGCUCUUGACAGCCUUCUAGUAGAAUCCCUGGAAUUGUGCAUGACAGAAGAGGAAAGAAACUAACGGGUAUUGAGCACCUACUGUGUGCCAGGCUCAGGCCAGGAAAAACUAGAAUGUCCUAGCAUAAUGCUUCUCAGAUGAAGACAGAAAAGUCUUGGGCCUGGUCAGGCUAGACUGGGAUCUGGACAAGCUCUGAAUUUAAACUGAGGUUCCCCCCACCUCCAGCCAGUCUGUGCAGACUUGCUGCCUGCUGUGUCACCGGGAACGCAAAGGCUGGGAAGAAGGCCCUUCCCAAAACGGACUGGUGUUGCAGGGUGAGAAGCUGCCCCCUGACUUCAUGCCAAAGCUCGUCAAGAAUCUCCUAGGCGAGAUGCCUCUGUGGGUCUGCCAGAGUUGCCGAAAGAGCAUGGAGGAAGAUGAGAGGCAGACAGGUCGAGAACAUGCAGUGGCGAUCUCCUUGUCACACACAUCCUGCAAAUCACAGUCUUGUGGGGGUGAUUCUCAUUCCUCUUCGUCCUCCUCUUCAUCGUCCUCAUCCUCGUCCUCCUCCUGCCACGGGAACUCAGGGGACUGGGAUCCCAGCUCGUUCCUGUCAGCACAUAAGCUCUCGGGCCUCUGGAACUCUCCACACUCCAGUGGGGCCAUGCCAGGCAGCUCGCUCGGGAGUCCUCCUACCAUCCCUGGUGAGGUUUUCCCCAUCUCGGAGCACCACCGGCACUCAGACCUCACUGCUCCACCUAACAGUCCCACCGGCCACCACCCCCAGGCAGCGUCGCUGAUCCCAUCUCACCCCGGAUCCUUUGGCUCACCACCCCAUCCUCACCUGCUGCCCACCACCCUGGCAGCACCUUUCCCUGCCCAGGUUUCAGAAUGCCCUGUUGCCGCUGCUGCUGCCCCUCACACCCCAGGGCCGUGUCAGAGCCCCCACCUUCCCUCCACCAGCAUGCCGCUUCUGAAGAUGCCUCCACCAUUCUCGGGUUGCAGUCACCCCUGUAGUGGGCACUGCAGCGGGCACUGCAGCGGACCUCUCCUCCCACCACCCAGCUCUCAGCAGCUCCCUGGCACUCACAGCAGGGACCCAGGGUGCAAGGGGCACAAGUUCCCCCAUAGUGGCCUGGCCUGCCAGCUGCCCCAGCCCUGCGAGGCAGAUGAGGGGCUGGGUGAGGAAGAGGACAGCAGCUCAGAGCGUAGCUCCUGCACCUCGUCCUCCACCCACCAGAGAGAUGGGAAGUUCUGUGACUGCUGCUACUGUGAGUUCUUCGGCCACAAUGCGCCACCCGCUGCCCCGACGAGUCGGAAUUAUACCGAGAUCCGAGAGAAGCUCCGCUCGAGGCUGACCAGGCGGAAAGAGGAGCUGCCCAUGAAGGGGGGCGCCCUGGGCGGGAUCCCUGGGGAGCCCGCCGUGGACCACCGAGAUGUGGAUGAGCUGCUGGAAUUCAUCAACAGCACGGAGCCCAAAGUCCCCAACAGCGCCAGGGCCGCCAAGCGGGCCCGGCACAAGCUGAAAAAGAAGGAAAAGGAGAAGGCCCAGUUGGCAGCAGAAGCUCUAAAGCAGGCAAAUCGUGGUAUUUCUGGAAGCCGGGAGCUGAGGCCUGCCAGGGAGAGGCUGUUGGAGUGGCCUGACCGGGAGCUGGAUCGGGUCAACAGCUUUCUGAGCAGCCGUCUACAGGAGAUUAAGAACACUGUCAAGGACUCCAUUCGUGCCAGCUUCAGUGUGUGUGAGCUCAGCAUGGACAGCAAUGGCUUCUCUAAGGAGGGGGCUGCUGAGCCAGAGCCCCAGAGUCUAAUCCCCUCAAACCUCAAUGGCUCCUCAGAGCAACGGCCUGACAUCAACCUUGAUCUGUCCCCUUUGACUUUGGGCUCCCCUCAGAACCAUAUAUUACAAGCUCCAGGCGAGCCAGCCCUACCAUGGGCAGAAAUGAGAAGUCCCCACCCACCAUGGACAGAGGUGAGGGGCCCCCCUCCCGGUAUCAUCCCCGAGAAUGGGCUAGUAAGGAGACUCAACACCGUGCCCAACCUGUCCCGGGUGAUCUGGGUCAAGACACCCAAGCCAGGCAACCCUAGCUCUGAGGAGCCAAGCCCACAGGAGGUCCCCGGCUGCAAGCAGGAGUUGCCUGAGCCUGUGGCCUCAGGUGGGAAGCCGCGGAAGGGCAAGAGACAGGGCAGUCAGGCCAAGAAGAGCGAGGUGAGCCCACCCCCCCAGUCCCUAGCCUGCCUUGAGGCUCCCAGUGCCAAGGGCCAGACCCCCAGCCCCAAGCAGCCAGGCAAGGCCCUGGAGCCUCCCAGAGUGGACAGCUGUGCCGAGGCUGGAGAGGGGAGCCGGGGGGCCCAACCAGGAUCAGGCUGGGCUGGCAGCCCCAAAGCUGAAAAGGAGAAGGGCAGCUCCUGGCGAAACUGGCCAGGUGAGACAAAGGCACGGCCUCUGGAGCAGGAGUCUGUGCAGCCCCCAGGCCCAGCAAGGCCACAGAGCUUGCCACAGGGCAAGGGCCGCAGCCGCCGGAGCCGCAACAAGCAGGAGAAGUCAGCCUCCUCCUUGGACGAUGUGUUCCUGCCUAAGGACAUGGACGGGGCGGAGAUGGAUGAGACUGACCGGGAGGUGGAGUACUUCAAGAGGUUCUGUUUGGAUUCUGCAAAGCAAACACGUCAGAAAGUUGCCGUGAACUGGACCAACUUCAGCCUCAAGAAAACCACUCCCAGCACAGCUCAGUGAGCCCCUUCCAGAUUGAGCUUCUUCAGGGUGUCCUGAGACCCCAGUUGCCGGCUGAAGGUCUACAGUUUUUUCCUCAACAUCCCCAUCCACCUGCCCAAGACCCUCCCCACCAUCCCGGACCAACCAAAAGCUGAAUAGAUGCCGUGCAUGCUGGGGCCCCUCGGGACCUCUGCAGAGCCGCUUCCUGGUGCUACGCAGCCUCCACUCAGAGCCCGGGGACUGGGCUGGCCUGUGGGCUUGGGGGCUGAUGGUACUGUUGGCCCAACACUGCUCUCUUUGUGUUUAGUUUUUUGGGGGUUUUUUUGUUUGUUUGUUUUUUCCAAUUCUUUACUUUUGAUACUGUGAAGAUCUUUCCUGCCGAAAGAUAAAGCAACAUUUGGACACAGA
Molecule: messenger RNA, 4286 nt
Organism: Phacochoerus africanus (Common warthog)
Lineage: Eukaryota; Metazoa; Chordata; Mammalia; Artiodactyla; Suidae
Gene: FAM193B
Product: family with sequence similarity 193 member B
Exons: 13
Coding region: 1527-3899 (790 amino acids)
Cellular component (GO): nucleus; cytoplasm
Source: RefSeq, a predicted model, not a curated record